This is a messenger RNA of Podarcis raffonei (Aeolian wall lizard), 1705 nucleotides long. It is a transcript of the gene KCTD18, whose product is annotated as potassium channel tetramerization domain containing 18. The coding region runs from base 158 to 1462 and encodes 434 amino acids. NCBI's taxonomy places the organism in Eukaryota, Metazoa, Chordata, Lepidosauria, Squamata, Lacertidae. Gene Ontology annotation, biological process: protein homooligomerization. The transcript has 7 exons. Gene Ontology annotation, molecular function: protein binding. The record is from RefSeq and is a predicted model, not a curated record.
GCUUUGCCUCUCGCGAGCCGCGUGAGCACGCGCGGGGCGCGUUGCAAAGCUUUGUACCCCGAUCCAUUCCUACCCACGUCUUUGCUCAAAAACUGAAGUCCCACGGGGUUCACUUUGAAAGCACACCACCCAGCCUGCAACGUUAACUACAAAUGCGAUGGAAGAUAGCAAGAGCGAAAAGGUCACAGAUAUUAUUCGGCUGAAUGUUGGCGGAUGUAUGUACACCGCUAGGCGUAAAUCUUUAUGCCGUUUUAAGGACUCAAUGCUAGCAUCUAUGUUCAGUGGACGAUUUCCUCUGAAAAUGGAUGACACAGGAGCUUGCCUUAUUGAUCGAGAUGGCAGCCUCUUUAAAUACCUCUUGGAUUAUCUUCACGGAGAGGUUCAGCUACCAGAAGAUGAGCAGACGCGAAUUGCAUUGCACGAAGAAGCUGAUUACUUUGGCAUUCCUUACCCUUACAAUCUUGCUGACCAUUUGGCCAAUGAAAUGGAGACUUAUUCUUUAAGAUCAAACACAGAACUCAAAAAGGCACUUCUAGAUUUUUGUGAGUCUUACGGCUUAAUAUGCACUAAGCCUACAGUGUGGGUCUUACACUACCUCAACACUUCUGGUGCAAGUUGUGAGAGUAGAAUAAUGGGUGUGUAUGCCACAAGAGCCGAUGGGAAAGCGGCAAUUGAAAAGGAGCUGGGAGGAAGAUUACACAGCAAAAAUAUUUACAAGAGGCAAGCUGGAAACAAUGUCCAAUAUAUCUGGAGCUAUUAUUCAGGGUCCGAAUUGGAAAAGAUGAUGGAUGCAUUUGAGGCUUGGGAAGGGAGAGGUGUCAGUUAUUGGCGAGUCCCGCAGGAACUGAUAGAAUGCUGGACUCUUGAGGAACGCCCUUUGAAAGGAAGUCUCCAAAGCAUGCCUCCAGUUCAUAGACGACAAUUAAUAGAUCUUUCCGAAGCAGAAGAAAGUCGCUUGAGCAGUAGAACAGGCCGGAAGCCAAUUCAGUUUUCUGGUCCGUCAACAAGUACUCGCAUCACAAUUAAGAAUUCUGCUUUUGUAAAGGUAGCAGGAUGCCCUGCAUCUUCCCGUUCCCAGAAGACUCUCAAGCGACCUAGCAGAGACAGUUCGUUGCUGUGCAAAGACGUACCAAAACUCACACCAUUGAGUAAAAAUUCUCAAGAAUCCGUUAGGAGCACUGAAAAUGGGGCAGACUGUCACAGGACGCUAAAGGCCCCGUUCUUGAAGAAGCCUGCAACCAGUCGUGCGGUCAAACUCAAGCGGACUCCGCUCUGUAACGACCGGUUAACUCAACACACUUCCCAGGUGCUGAGUACGGUGGCUGAGCACCAAGUUCCAUCUGUUGCAGUUGGCUCCACUCCUGCUUCCCAAAACUUAGGCCAGGAGGAAUUUGGACACUCCGAGGAAAACGUUACCGCUAAGAAUCAUUUACAGGAAGACCAACUGAACGAUGUGGCAUGAAUUUUAUAUAUAUGGUGUUAUCCGCCAUGAUCUGCUAGAGACAAAAUUCUGAUCUUUUGGGAGUCCUAAUAAAUGUGACACAUUUGGGAGGGGGGAACAUUCACAUUUAUAAUCAGAUUUAUAAUGAUUUUUCUCUGUGUGGCGAAAGAGGCAUAUGGAUGUUUGUUCAGAAAUAUGUGCUUUUUGUCGUUCACUCAUUACCUUAUAUAAAUAAAAUUUGAGCUGCUCAGUCAUUCUAGAAUA